Messenger RNA from Mugil cephalus (flathead mullet), 3010 nucleotides. It is a transcript of the gene afg2a, whose product is annotated as spermatogenesis associated 5. Gene Ontology annotation, molecular function: ATP hydrolysis activity; ATP binding. Bases 62 to 2740 code for a protein of 892 amino acids. Gene Ontology annotation, cellular component: cytoplasm. Lineage: Eukaryota; Metazoa; Chordata; Actinopteri; Mugiliformes; Mugilidae. The transcript has 17 exons. The record is from RefSeq and is a predicted model, not a curated record.
CGCCGCUCCGUGUUUACACAUGUCUGCACUUUCACGUGGAGACGAUUUUCACUGUUAAAUCAUGUCUUCGAAGAAAAAUAAAAGCAAAUCGAAGAGGGCGAGUGAAGGGGACGGUUCCCUGUUCCUGAAGGAGGGCUCCGGUGACUCCUCGGGUCUGCAGACGCCUGGCUCCGAUGGGAGAAGCGGCAAAAGUUCAGACUGCAACACGUUCACUGUCAUGGAUUUCAUUGAAAAGGCUGAUGACAGGACACCCAAAAGCUGCAGGUCGACUUUGGCUCAACUCGGCCUCAAUUCGAUGAAGUCAGCCGGCGUUUGCAUCGGGAGACCGGUGCUGCUGACGAGUCCCACGGGACGACAAGAGGUUUGCUUGGGUUGGCCCGUCGCCUCGUUUCCGGGAGGAAAAGUCGGCCUCCAGAAGUGUGCGCAGAACAACUUGAGAGUGAAGUCGGGGGACGAGGUGACGCUACACCCGCUGACAGGUCCUGUGCUUCAGGCUGCAGAGGUGAUCCUCUCUAACAGGUCAAAAGACGACACAUUAGACACGGACGACUUUAAGAACUUCCUUCUGAGGUCUUUGGACGGGAACGUCGUCCUACCAGGAAACGUCCUCUCACUGAGCUACUUCGGCCGCUCGUGCAGCCUCCUGGUCGAGACCAUAAAAGGAGAGGAUGGCGCCACCCUCCAGAGACCGGCUCCUCUCCAGGGGUCGGGCCCCGACAAAGAAGAGUCCUCUGUGAUGGAAUCCACGUCGGCCGACCUCUCGCUGCAGCUCAGCAUGCUGACCGUGGAUGACAACGAUGAGGAGGCCUCAUGCGCGCCCGGUCCGGCCUCCAGCACCCCGCUCCGACCGGCCCACCUCCUUUCACUCUCCUCGCCCACAGCUCCUUCCUACAACUCCCAGAAUCCCUCAGAAGGGGAGACUCCUGUCAGUCCAGACAGUUCACUCAGCACAGAGCAGCUAGAGAAGGUGUCUGUAGCUCCACCUGCUGGUGCUUUGGGUACUGACACCUUCUACUGCAUCUCAUGCUCCACCAAGGUCAGUUUUAGAGGCAGAGCAGGGCAGGCAGAUCCGGAUGCAGAAGCUAAAAGUUCGAAGGUCACGUACAGCAUGAUCGGAGGCCUCAGCAGCCAGUUGGAUGCCAUCAGAGAGACGAUUGAACUUCCUCUGAAACACCCCGAGCUGUUUUCCAACUAUGGGAUCCCACCUCCGAGAGGGGUUCUUCUGUACGGCCCGCCAGGGACAGGGAAGACCAUGAUUGGACGAGCCAUAGCCAACGAGGUCGGAGCUCACAUGGUGGUGAUAAACGGCCCGGAGAUCGUGAGCAAGUUUUACGGUGAGACUGAGGCGAGGCUGAGGCAGAUAUUCACCGAGGCGUCUCAGUGGCAGCCUGCGAUCAUCUUCAUCGAUGAGCUCGAUGCUUUGUGCCCGAAGCGGGAUGGAGCUCAGAACGAGGUGGAGAAACGAGUGGUCGCUUCUCUCCUGACUCUGAUGGACGGGAUCGGUUCGGAGGGUCACUCCGGUCAGCUGUUGGUUUUGGGGGCCACGAACCGGCCCCAUUCUCUCGACCCCGCCCUGCGCAGGCCCGGACGCUUCGAUAAGGAGCUAGAGGUGGGAGUUCCUGGUAGCGGCGAGCGUGCAGAUAUUUUGCAGAAGCAGCUGAGUUUUGUACCGUGCAGCGCCACCGCCGAGGAGCUGACGCAGCUGGCGGACGCCGCUCAUGGAUACGUGGGGGCGGACCUCGCAGCUGUUUGCAAAGAAGCAGGUUUGCGCGCCCUGAGACGAGCCCUGGGCGGUUCCCAUCGAGCGGCGUCGGACCAGCAGCUGAAGGGGACGGUGACGGUCACUCUGCAGGACCUGCAGUGGGCCAUGUCAGUCGUGAAGCCCAGCGCCAUGAGGGAGGUCGCUAUUGACGUCCCGAAGGUCCGCUGGUCAGACGUCGGCGGGAUGGAAGAGGUGAAGCUGAAACUGAAGCAGGCUGUGGAGUGGCCCCUGAGGCACCCGGAAGCCUUCACCCGCAUGGGGAUCCAGCCUCCGAAAGGAGUCCUGCUCUACGGGCCCCCGGGCUGCUCCAAGACCAUGAUAGCCAAGGCUCUGGCUAAUGAGAGCGGGCUCAACUUCCUAGCUGUUAAAGGCCCUGAGUUACUGAGCAAGUACGUUGGAGAAUCUGAGAGAGCAGUCAGAGAGGUGUUUCGGAAGGCGAGGGCCGUCGCUCCCUCCAUCGUCUUCUUUGAUGAGAUCGACGCUCUCGCCGGCGAAAGAGGAAGCUCGUCAGGUUCCGGCGGCGGCGUAGGGGACCGGGUCCUGGCUCAGCUCCUGACAGAGAUGGACGGCGUCGAGCAGCUCCGAGACGUCACAGUGCUGGCCGCCACCAACCGGCCCGACAUGAUCGAUAAGGCUCUGAUGCGUCCAGGUCGCCUUGACCGAAUCGUCUAUGUGCCUCUUCCAGAUGCUCCGACCCGACUGGAAAUAUUCUCCCUCCAGUUCCGUAACAUGCCCGUGGCUGAUAAUGUGUCUCUUGAUGACCUGGUGGCUCGGACCGACAAGUAUUCUGGAGCCGAGAUAACGGCAGUAUGCAGAGAGGCCGCCCUCCUGGCCCUGCAAGAGGACAUCAAAGCUCAGCACAUCGAGGCCAGACACUUUGAAAGUGCCCUGAACGCGGUGAAGCCCCGGAUCCCCGACUCUCUCAUCCAGUCGUAUAUCAGCUAUCAGCAGCGGCACAGCGGCCUGGGCUUCUUCUGACCACGCUGCCGUGGACAAAUCAAGACUAGACGCUGUUUGUUAGUUUUUUUUGUGAUCCAUUCGUUUUAGAAGUACUGGUUUGCUGCAGGUUAUAGAAGUAAAAAGUGGACCUAUGUGGCAGUUUUCAGUCCACACACUUUCAAACCAAACAGCAAAAAUGUGGAUUCCUCAGAAUCUUUUGGAAGAGACAUUUAUAUUUUCUGUUUCUGAAGAAUCUGCCUGUGUGAUUAUAUCAAAUAUUAAUAAUGUAUUAAAAGCAUUAUUUAUGUA